Messenger RNA from Penicillium subrubescens, 453 nucleotides. RefSeq lists its product as uncharacterized. The record is from RefSeq and is a predicted model, not a curated record. NCBI's taxonomy places the organism in Eukaryota, Fungi, Ascomycota, Eurotiomycetes, Eurotiales, Aspergillaceae. The transcript is spliced from 2 exons. The coding region runs from base 1 to 453 and encodes 150 amino acids.
AUGAAGACCACAAUAAAUGAUGCGGCGACUUUGAUAGAUCAUACCCACGCUGCUCCACCUGCAACUUUCGAAAUAUUCACUGGAAACGACCUCCCAAGCUCUAAUAACAGAUAUCUUAUUGGUAUGGCAAAGAUGGAUGGCCACGGCCGUUUAAUCCCCGUUGCUACGGUGCUUGCCUCAAAUCAAACGACAACGCACAUCAAGCCCAAAAUGAAGUUCUACAUUAGUCGGGCCAAAUACCCAGCCAGUUUCAUAGUUGACUUCGCGUCUCUGUCUAGACAUGCCGGCGUGGUCGACUUCAGCUCCGGCGAAGGACAAAUCGGACAUUUUGCGAUUGUUAGGUUCACUCAUAUUGGGAACUUCCAAGUUGACUACCAUGAACAGCCGCUCGGGGCGCAGGGCAAAGGGCUAGUGAAACAGGGCCUCGAAAAGAUCCAUCAAUUUUUGAGCUAG